Cyclocybe aegerita is the source of this 2169-nucleotide messenger RNA. The record is from the annotation of a GenBank genome assembly. Lineage: Eukaryota; Fungi; Basidiomycota; Agaricomycetes; Agaricales; Hemipholiotaceae.
AUGCUCAGACGCGCUUCGCGUCACAACACCUACAGCCUCCUCGAGUUCCUGCUCCCAAAUCCACUAUGCAGAAUACGACACCUAUCAGAAACAGCCAACGCCGUCGCACCGACUCGCAAGGUCCCGGACCUCCAAAUCCACACGAAACUUCGUGACCAGAUCAUGGGCCAGCCUCAUAGCAGACGAAUGCUCCCAGAGGCAACCAAGAAUAUGUUCAAUACUCACUUGGGUCAGGUCGACAAGGCAUUGAAGACAUGGGACCUCCCUGCUGUAUUGCAACACUGGGAGACAUUCGAGGUGUACCGGAAUUCGUUACCUGACGGAGAGGCAUGCCGCUUGCCUGUUCAAACACUGAAGGAACUCCAGAAGGUCUUUAUCCGGAGGUUUCCCCUCACUUGCAAUAGUGAACAGUGGUCCGAUGCCCUCAUGGCGAAAGCGGAGGACUUUGUCGUCCAUGCGGCCAAGCACGAUUCGGCAGAGUCCUUGUAUAUGCUCCUGCUUCACUACAUCGGACGUGGGGAUACAGAUGCUAUUCUCAAGCUAUACGACAGAUAUCUUCAAGCCAUUGGUACCGACGCGACGGAACCGCAAGAAGACAUUGGAACAAACGAGACCCUUGCCCUUCCGGACGAUGAAGAUCCUUACCUCGAUGGAUUUCGAAUGCCCGUUGUGCUUUGCGCAAUGACCGCCCACAUCAUGAACGAUUCUUUCCAAAUCGCAAUGGAGACCUUGAUGUCCUCGGGAGUGAAGAUCCAGAAAUUCCGCAAACAGGAGUUCUUGAAGCGUCUGAGGGACCCAGCACUCAGCCGGAAAGUCGAGAAAUAUAUCAACCAGGCAACCAUCGCGCGACUGGUGCAGCGACCUUCCUCACUUUCUAAACACAUUCUCAAUAUUGCGCACCCUACAACAGUAAGGUCCCUGGAACGGCUAUACAACGACGUCGUUGAAGGGAUCUCUGGGUCCGAUCCAUACCUUGCUGCAAGCGCUUCCGCGUCCUCUGGCGGGCUUGUUCCAAUGUCAGAAGUUGGAUGGACGUCUUUCCAGACGGGUUUCAUCAAGAGCGAAAGGAUUGACCUAGCCGCCCGCAUGUGGGACGAUCUGGCACGGCUUGGAGUCACUCCCGGUGUUACAAUGUGGACGGGCCUCCUGGACACCUAUGCCGACCUCCGCGACUCUACCCAAGCCAGGGAGACCUGGAAUAUGAUGUUGAGACAAGGGAUUAAACCCGACGUUCUUUCCUACCGUGCCAUCAUAGCCGUUCAUUUCGACGACAACAAGACGGAGGAUGCCCUUGCCAAGUUCGAGGAGUAUCGAGCUACCGUGGAGGGCGACGACGAACGGAGGUCAAGCGUUUACAACACGGUUCUGAGGGGUCUACUCCGCAUUAACCGGAUAGCGGACGCGGAAGCCUUACUUGUGGACAUGGAGAAGAAUGAACCUGCUCCCGACAUCGUCUCGUAUAACACCCUCCUCGGAUACCACAGUCGCCAAAUGGAUUUCAAACAACUCUCUCAGGUUGUAGCGACGAUGUCCUCGAAGAAGAUCAUGGGAGACGUCGUGACGUUCUCGACGAUCUUGUCUGCACUAUUGCUAGCAGGACGGAAGGACGCGACGGCGACGAUCUUCAAUCUCAUGCAGAAGCAAGGGAUCAAGCCCAGCGUCGCGACUUACACCUCCAUUAUCAACGACCAGAUGAAGCAGCAGACAGAAGGUAGUCUGAACGCUGCACUCUCAAUCCUUGACAAAAUGGAACAGGACUCGGGAGUGAAACCGAAUGAAGUCACGUACACCACGAUUCUGUCGGGGCUUUCUCGGGGUCGAUGGUUGUCGCGUGAACGGGCGGACCAAGUGAGGGAUGAGCUUGUGGCGAGAAUGAGGAAGCAAAGGCUCGCAUUCAAACUACCGACGUAUCACACCCUCAUCCGCUCGGCACUGGACUCACCAGACCCAAAAGGACAUUUGGACGCGCUGGGGCUCAUUCAAGAGAUGGAAGAGCAGGGGAUUCCUCGAGUGAACGCUACAUGGUAUCUGUUAUUUGCGGGGCUUAUGAGACGGGAGGAGUGGAGUGUGGCGAGGAUGAUGGUGCGGAAGAUGUCCCUGAUAAACCGUCAGCCAAAUCCCGCCGUGCUGAAGCUUGUGAGAGAUAUUAGACUACAGAAGAAUGCUUGA